AUGGGAACCAAACCAAAAAUAUCUUCUUUUGUGUCAUUAAACAGUUCUGUUUUCACAAAGUCCAAACCCACAGAAACAGAGAGGGGCAUUGCCUUGAGCUGAAGGGGUUUGAGCUCUGCUCCUGAGGCCUGAAGAUGCUGCAGCAGAUAUUGGUUGACAUGUACAUCGAGCCGGAGCUGCUGGCCGAGCUGAAUGAGGAACAGAAACAGAUUCUGUUCUUUAAGAUGAGAGAAGAACAGAUCCGGAGAUGGAGAGAGAUAGAGACGCAGCUGGAGAAGGAGGAAGCUGCACGUGUUAAAGUCAAAAAAGUAAACAUGAAAUCAGAAUUGAUGAUAUUUAUUUUUUUAUACACACAUUUAUGGUCUUGGAUAAAGGGUCUAGAUGAGGACGUGUGGGUUUGGGUGAUGGGAGAACAUCCUGGUGACAAACCCUACGAUCAGAUCUGUGACGAGAUCAUGGCUGAGAGAGCAGCACUGCAGGCCCAGAGAGAGGCCGAGAAGCUCAGGGCUAAGAAAGAGGCUGAGCUGGAGAAGCGCUUUUCUGGACUGUAUCUCGAACCGGAGCAGGUUGUGUUGUCAGAGCAGGAGGUCCAGCAGAAGGAGCAGAGGAGAGCGGAGGAGGAACUCAAGAAACUGGAGUUGGAGGAGAGGCGUAAGGCUGAGGAGGAGCUGAGGAGGCUGGAGCAGGAGAGGAAACAGCAGAUUUACAUCAGCCUGAAGGAGGUGCAGGGCAGUAAACACACUCGUGACGAGCAGGACAAGGAGUGGCAGAAGACAUUGCAGAAGUCAAAAGCUGCAGACACGCGCAGACGAUCUCUAGCCAAGCAGACUAUCGAGGACCACCGCAGGCGCUCAGUUAAAGCUCUGGAAAGAGGACGUGUAGAGGCCAUGACAAAGGCCUUCGGCAGCACCGAUUUAACCACUCCACCCAAACCCAAACCCAGAAACAGCAGCAGUGCUAUCAGUCGGAAGGGUGGUAUGCGGCGCUCACUGUCAACGUCUAGCCGAGACCAUAUUAUUCGCUGGUUCAAGGAGGAACAGUUGCCGCUCAGAGCAGGAUUCCAGCGCGACCAGAGCCGGAUCGCAUCCUGGUUUCACGGUAUAAUAUCUCGUGAACAGGCAGAGGUGCUAUUGAAGGAGGGCGAGCCUGGGGACUUCCUGGUGCGUGUUAGCGAGAGGAUCUUUGGAUAUGUGCUUUCCUACCGAUCCAGUGAGGGAAUCAAGCACCUGCUGAUUGAUGCUUCAGAGAACUGCUACAUGCUCCUGGGAGACCAGAUCAGAUUCAGCUCGCUCACUGAACUGGUGGAAUAUCAUCAGGUAGAGCCGCUGAGCUCAUCUGGAGUGGAGGAGUGUCUGCGGCGCACGUGUGGACAGAAAUCAGCCGCAGCAGAUUAUGCAGAACUCUUCACCUGAACUCCAACCAACAGAAGAGUGGAGGACCUGUGCCUUACUCGGUCUUCAGCACUACAAAUACACUAACACUGAUAAUAACUCCAACCAACAGAAGAGUGGAGGACCUGUGCCUUACUCGGUCUUCAGCACUACAAAUACACUAACACUGAUAACUCCAACCAACAUGCCUGCGAUUCUUUUACAGGCAUGGCCACAUUUCAUAAGCACCCCUGUUUAAAAGUAUUAAAUUUAUCUUAAGUUUAAAUCCAACAUUAAAAAUUAUUUUCCAUCCCAACACACCAGCCUGUUCCUUUGUGUAACAGAAAAGAUGAAACUCAAAAAAGAUGAAGUGGGUUACACUUUAUU
Molecule: messenger RNA, 1757 nt
Organism: Sinocyclocheilus grahami
Lineage: Eukaryota; Metazoa; Chordata; Actinopteri; Cypriniformes; Cyprinidae
Gene: sh2d4a
Product: SH2 domain containing 4A
Exons: 8
Coding region: 135-1412 (425 amino acids)
Cellular component (GO): cytoplasm
Source: RefSeq, a predicted model, not a curated record